This is a messenger RNA of Anopheles darlingi, 815 nucleotides long. RefSeq lists its product as uncharacterized. The transcript has 3 exons. The coding region runs from base 52 to 807 and encodes 251 amino acids. The record is from RefSeq and is a predicted model, not a curated record. NCBI's taxonomy places the organism in Eukaryota, Metazoa, Arthropoda, Insecta, Diptera, Culicidae.
UAUCAAGGUUGCUUGACCUCGGCUCUUUUGUUCAAGCGACAACCGCAAAACAUGUACAACUAUAAGUGGCCCGAAACGCCGCUUCCCUCGGUGAAUCAACGAAACUUUCCCAACCCCGCCGCAUUUCUGGAAACUCCUACCAUCAUCAGAGGACGACCACGACCGGAAUUGAAUAGGUCCAUGAGGAUUGAAAAUGCUCCUCCCUCGGACUACUUCAACACGGCGUACAGCGCACUGAACGAUAGUAUGCUGUUCGAUGCCAAUAUCAUAAAAAGGAAACCGGCCCAAACGACCCGUGAAGCUCCUGUAUCGAAGUAUGCUAAGCCCCUACCAACCAGUGUUGCCCCUACCAACCAGAAGAAUGUAUCGCAACAUCCGGCAGCCGACGCUGGUACAGCCAACGGCAAUGGCAGCGGCAAACAGGAUCCAAAAGCUGCCCUUCUCAUCGUUUCCGGAACGAUCCAGCACAUUUUGAAGCUUAUCCGUGAGCAACCGAAACUCCCGACCAUGUUGCUGUUCGAGACGGUGGCCAACGUGCUAUCGGUGAAAACUGGCCCCAAACCGGGCGAAAGAAUCAUUUUACUGCGGAACCACGAGGCCGGACCUAUUUUGCAGGCGAUUUAUUACGAGAUUGAUCGUCAACUGAUACCCCUAAACCGUGGCGAUUUGGUGCGCUGUGUUGGACGGCUUCAGCCGUUCGGAAAUCGGUUUCAGAUACUGAAAAUCACGCGCACAUCGGACCAGUACGAGCGAGCGAUCGUCCGUUUGCAAACGGUCAGUGCAUUCGUCUCGAAGGUGAUGCGAUGAGCAUAGGC